Molecule: messenger RNA, 1036 nt
Organism: Sorghum bicolor (sorghum)
Lineage: Eukaryota; Viridiplantae; Streptophyta; Magnoliopsida; Poales; Poaceae
Exons: 2
Coding region: 120-764 (214 amino acids)
Source: RefSeq, a predicted model, not a curated record
CGCAGGCCGCAGUCCGCCAGAGCGCACGCGCAAACCAGAGACAGAGAGGAGUUGCCAUUGCCGCCGACGACCGCCGAUCGAUCGAGAAAGGAAUUCCGGGAGGCGGGAGCCCACCGGGGAUGAUGGCCGCGGACGUGAGCUCUGUCGCGAGGCUGCUACGCGGGGAGGCGGGGAAGAAGGGCGGGCCGGAGAUUGUGACGAUGGAUCUUCUCGGCGGUUGCGGCGGCGGCGGGGCCGCGGAGGACGAGGUCGUGGACCUCGAGGUCACGGUGCCGGCCGGCUGGGAGCGACGGCUUGACCUCCUGUCCGGCAAGACGUUCCUGACUCCACGCCACCCGAGCGUGCAAGGCGGACACCAGGACCUCAACCUUCCUCCACCGGCGGCAGUCGCCGCGCCGGCGGCGCCCACCACCAACUCAGCCGCGGUCUGCACCCUCGACAUGGUCCGCUCCGCCCUCGAGCGCGCGGCCGCCGGGAGAACCACCGCCUCGCCGGCAACGUCAACAUCGUCCGCGUCGACCUCGUCAUCGUCCUCCUCCGCCGGAAAGCGCAACCGGUCGCCGCAGCCCGCGUCCCCCGCUAUGCGCGCAGCCGCGUGCCCAUCCUGCCUCACGUACGUGCUCAUCGCCGAGGAGGACCCCCGCUGCCCGCGUUGCUCGGCCAGGGUGCCACCGCUCCGCGGGAAGAAGUCCGCCGCCGCCGCCGAAGGCAGCGGCAAGAAGCCGAGGAUCGACCUGAAUGCGGCUGCUGAGGAGAUGGAGUGAACGGAGAAAAAGAUUAGAGGAAAUUGGAAAAAGUCAGGAAAUGGAUUUCUUUUAGGCAAUAUCUUGUCUGAAGAAUCGCCUGAUCGUAGUAUAGGGCCCUAUAUUUAUUUAGUCAAAAAAAAGUAUGAUCAUGUAGAUCAAAAACUGCUGGGUUACAUAGAAGUUGGACUUCUCUCAAUUUAUUUUGUUCUUUUAUUUUGUUCUUCGUCUUAAAAAGUCUGUCUGUACAAAUGAUAGUAGCCUUUCCUUAAUUCCGGUUUUGUUCGUUAUAA